AUGCGCCAUGCGCAAAUGGCACCGCACUCCCCUCCCAGCUCCCUUCCCCAUCCUCAUGGCAUCCGGGGGGUGGAGGCCAACCCCCUCUGCCCCGACCUCCCCAUCUUCGACCUGGGCGUGUACCUGGCCGGACCCCCCGCCUGCCAGCCCCUGUGCGAGGCCCUGGCUGCCUGCCUGCACACAGCGUCCGCGGUCGUGGUGCGCGAUCCCCGGGUGGACGAGGGCGCCAGUGAGGCCUUCCUGGACCUCAUGGAGGCCUACUUUGACCAGCCACGCGAGGCCAAGCUGCCGGACGUGCGGCCCGACCUGGCCUACCAGGUGGGCGCCACGCCGGACGGCACGGAGCGGCCGCGCUGCCUGGCGGACAGCGCCAUCCUUCGGCGGGCGGAGGCGGAGCUGGGGGAAGCCGACAGGCCCACCCCGCCUCAGGGCCCCGACUCCAAGUGGCGCUUCUUCUGGAGGCUGGGCGAGCGGCCCGCGCAAACCCGCUUCCAGGAAUGGGGCCGGGUCAUGGACCGCUGGGGCACGGGCCUGCUGGCCACCAUCGCCUGCGUGGCCGAGGCCGCGGCCCGCGGCUGGCGCCUGCCCCCCGACGCCUUCACGGCGCGCAUGGCCCUGGGCCCCCACCUCCUGGCCCCCACCGGGGUCGACCUGGGGCGUGCCCCCCGGGAGGGCGACGUGUACGCGGGGUACCACUACGACCUCAACUUCCUGACCGCGCACGGCGCGGCGCGGUACCCGGGCCUGCACGCCUGGCUGCGCUGCGGCCGGCGGGUGGCGGUGCGCAUCCCCCGGGGCUGCCUCCUGCUGCAGGCCGGGAAGCAGAUGGAGUGGCUGACGGGGGGGCACGUGCGCGCGGGCUUCCACGAGGUGGUGUGCACGAGAGGCACCCUGGAGGCAGCGCAGCGUGCGCAGCGUGAAGGCCGCCCGCUCUGGCGCGUGUCCUCCACGGUGUUCAGCCAGAUCGGGUCGGACUGCCUGCUGCGGCCCCUGGGACCGUUUGCCACGGAGGCAGCGUGCGCAGCGUACCCGGACACACUCUGCGGGGAGCAGGUGAAGGCGGAGCUGGCGGCCAUCAACCUGUCGGGCACAUCUGCCCAGGACUGA
Auxenochlorella protothecoides is the source of this 1107-nucleotide messenger RNA. RefSeq lists its product as hypothetical. The coding region runs from base 1 to 1107 and encodes 368 amino acids. Lineage: Eukaryota; Viridiplantae; Chlorophyta; Trebouxiophyceae; Chlorellales; Chlorellaceae. The transcript is spliced from 3 exons. The record is from RefSeq and is a predicted model, not a curated record.